Oryctolagus cuniculus (rabbit) is the source of this 7078-nucleotide messenger RNA. RefSeq names its product opioid receptor delta 1 (gene OPRD1). The record is from RefSeq and is a predicted model, not a curated record. Gene Ontology annotation, biological process: neuropeptide signaling pathway; G protein-coupled opioid receptor signaling pathway. Gene Ontology annotation, cellular component: plasma membrane; neuron projection. Gene Ontology annotation, molecular function: neuropeptide binding; G protein-coupled enkephalin receptor activity. Lineage: Eukaryota; Metazoa; Chordata; Mammalia; Lagomorpha; Leporidae.
CGCGUCCGAGGAACCCGCAGCGGUUCCCGGCUCACAGCGCUCCCGGCGAGGAUAGCGGGUGGAAGCCGGGGGUAGAGCCCCUGCUGGCGGCGAGGCACAGAGAAAGCGGAGCGCUCGGGGCGCUGCAGCCGGCGGCGUCGGGGCAGCGGCCUCGGCUGUUCGCGCGUCCCUUGCUCCAGGUCCCUGCGCCCAGGGCGCACGGUGGAGAGGGACGCGGCGCGGGCCACCCGGCCGCCAUGGAGCCGGCCCCCUCCGCCGGCGCCGAGCAGCAGCCCGCGCUCCUCGCCAACGCUUCGGACGCCUACCCCAGCGCCUUCCCCAGCGCGGGCACCAAUGCGUCGGGGCCACCGGGCGCACGAAGCGCCUCAUCUCUCGCCCUGGCCAUCGCCAUCACCGCGCUCUACUCGGCGGUAUGCGCCGUGGGGCUGCUGGGCAACGUGCUUGUCAUGUUCGGGAUCGUGAGGUACACGAAGAUGAAGACGGCCACCAACAUCUACAUCUUCAACCUGGCGUUGGCCGACGCUCUGGCCACCAGCACACUGCCUUUCCAGAGCGCCAAGUACCUGAUGGAGACAUGGCCCUUCGGGGAGCUGCUCUGCAAGGCUGUGCUCGCCAUUGACUACUACAAUAUGUUCACCAGUAUCUUCACUCUCACCAUGAUGAGCGUCGACCGCUACAUCGCCGUCUGCCACCCCGUCAAGGCCCUGGACUUCCGCACGCCUGCCAAGGCCAAGCUGAUCAACAUCUGCAUCUGGGUGUUGGCCUCAGGUGUUGGUGUACCCAUCAUGGUCAUGGCUGUGACCCGUCCUCGGGACGGGGCGGUGGUGUGCAUGCUCCAGUUCCCCAGCCCCAGCUGGUACUGGGACACGGUGACCAAGAUCUGCGUGUUCCUCUUCGCCUUCGUGGUGCCCAUCCUCGUCAUCACCGUGUGCUACGGCCUCAUGCUGCUGCGCCUGCGCAGCGUGCGCCUGCUGUCGGGCUCCAAGGAGAAGGACCGCGGGCUGCGGCGCAUCACGCGCAUGGUGCUGGUGGUGGUGGGCGCCUUCGUGGUGUGCUGGGCGCCCAUCCACAUCUUCGUCAUCGUCUGGACGCUGGUGGACAUCGACCGGCGCGACCCGCUCGUCGUGGCCGCGCUGCACCUGUGCAUCGCGCUCGGCUACGCCAACAGCAGCCUCAACCCCGUGCUCUACGCCUUCCUCGACGAGAACUUCAAGCGCUGCUUCCGCCAGCUCUGCCGCGCGCCCUGCGGCCGCUCCGAGCCCGGCGGCUUCAGCCGCGGGCGCGAGGCCACUGCCCGCGAGCGCGUCACCGCCUGCACCCCGUCCGACGGCCCAGGCGUUGGGGGCGCGGCCGCCUGAGCCGACCGCCCCGAUGCCCCCGUGCGGGGUCUGGAAGAGGGGCGGGGCGGUGGGAGGGGCCUCCGGGGACGGGCGGGGCGGAGGGCGGGGUCUCUAAGCUGAUGGAGACUUCGGGGCGUGGGAUGUGAGGCUCUAGAAUCAGGCCCCCAAAUAAGGGCUCUCCACGGGAGCGGAGAGUUGGAGUCCGGCCUGGGACCUCAGGGUGGGUGGGGACCGAGGUGGGGGCGGUGGCUUGAUUGAGUUGCAAGCUUGGACUUGAGCAGGACAGGGGAUGGAGUAGGGAUGGGACAGGACAGUCACGCCUGGCUCAAGAUCUGGGGAGCUAGAUGGGGGCCUGUGUGCUGUGGAUGCGGCUUCAACUCUCCUGCCUUGGGGGUGGAGGCCUGCCGCCAGUCCCAGCAAGGGGCGGGACUCACAGGGGUCUAGCCGCAACUUGACAUCUUUAUGCAUAGAGAAUAGGAGAGAAACGAUCCACCUUUCUCUCUUUGGCAGUCCACUGUUCCUUUGGAGCAGACAGGGCUGCCUCAGCACCGUGUCGCCAGCACCUGGUCUUGGUGGGGAGUGACACAGGAUAGUGGCGCCAGGGGCCAGCCCCUCCAGAAGAGGGUAGUGGGGUAGGGUCCCCAGAUCCAAGUUCUAACCAGGGCCCAGUGGCUCUGGAAGGAGCAAGAAGGUCCUCUAAGACCCCAACCACCAGUGGCCCUCUGUGCCACCUGGUGAUGGCGGGUGGACUGAGAGAGUGGCUAGCUACUACUGUUAAGGGUGGCUACUUUUGAGGGUCCCCAGAGCCCUGGUGUCUCUGGCCCAGGUGCUGGAGGACAGAGGACCACCUAGUUAGAGCCCCAUGGAUGGUUAAGUGGCACCGGGAUGGAUGGGAGGGUGUCAGAAGCCCCCAGUGCCAUGUGCUGCCUGGUCUGGGCCCCUGGUGAGAAACUUGAAAAAGUCAUCCUCCCUUCUCCCAGUGUCUGGCUGCACCCCACGUGUGUCCAGGGAGCUGGAGCUGCCCUGCAGGCCCUGAACUUGAAAGAGGUAUAGGGGGGGCUUUCAGAACUGCAGAGCCAGCGUUUGCUCCAUCCCCCUCCCCUGCCAGGGCUUCUACCUGCUCCUGCCCAGCCCCCCACCCCCACCCCACCAAGCUGCUGAGGGCAGUGUCCACCCAGAGCUGGGCAUAGGAGCCUUUCUCUUCCUAUGUUAGCAUUUUAUCCAGGCUCUCCCAGAUCUUGGCUUCCCCCAGGACCGGGGUCUGCCCUAGCCCCGUGCCACCCCCAUGCCCCAUCUCUCCCUCCACCCCAGACGCUGCCUCAGCCCUGCUUCCCUCACUCCCCAUGGAAGCAGUGCGCUGACAUCCUUGUAAAAACAAAUUUAAUUUCUUCCCUUUUUGGGACAGAUGGAAAGAAAUUGACGUCUUUUUUUCUCAAACAAAAGAAGAAAGACACAAUAUACCUCUUUUCCCUCUGACAGCCAUUUCUCCAGAACAAAAGCUGGGAGGCUGUCACUCUAGGCUGAACUAGCAUGGUGGGGGGUGGGGGUGCUUAGGCACCACGAUGGUCUUUGGGCGCAUUACGGGGAGGGAUGCCCUCCAUGAGCCAAGCACAGCACCCACUCAAGGUGACACCCCAGAGGCCCCAGGCCUGGGGAUGUUCCCCCUGGGGCCUGGAGAGGUGGCAGGGAAGUGGCCAGCGCUCACACCCACCCGCAACUGUGACCCAGAGGGACCCUGCGACCAUGAGGGUCAACAAGGCCAGGACACUCCUCAUCUGGGCCUCCUGCUGCUAAUGCUUCCGGACAAUGGCAGGGAAAGGGCACAUUUUAGGAAGCAGGGAAGGCGCUGCAGGCGGUGACCGCGGGGCCAGGGCUGUUUAUUCUUGCAAGGACCGUGUCCUCUCUGGUCCUCCUCAGGACAGACCUGUCUCAAGGCUGCUGCGGGCCUGCUCACUGCCGUCUCCCGGGGCCAGAACAGAUCAGGCAGAGUUUUACCCCUGGUGUUCUAUAGAUUUUCUUUCUGUCUGACGUGCUGGUUUGUCCACCCAGCAGGGGCUGGAUCCAGACCACGUGCGCUGGUUGUGUUGAAAUCAGCUUCAUGCCAGGCGGUGCACACUGGGCCUGGGGCUCGGAGCUGAGUCAGACGCGGGCCUGCCCGGAGACAGACAGAUGACUGCCUCUGGGCGUGAUCAGCAGUGACAGGGAGCCAGGGGCGUCCCUCAGGAUGUGCCUUUUCCAGCAUUUUACUUAAACACACGGGGUAGCAAUUCUGUAAGAGGUGGGACAAGGUCAGGGGCCUCAAAGGAAGCGUAGCAGUUGACCACCAGGAAGAGAGAACAGUGCAGCAGCACAGGGAUGUUUAAGCGCUUGGCGAGCCUGAGACGUGGGUGCAGGUGCAGCCUGGGGCUUAACCCAGCACUCCUGUGCGUCCCACCUGCUGCCCAGUGCCUUAUGCGCAUCAUUGCAGCGGGUCCUCACCACCGCCCUGUGGACGCCACAGUGGCAUCCCCAUUUUCAACAAGAAGGAUGAGGCUCACAGAGGUCAAGCCCCUUGCCUCUGGGUCACAGAGCCUGUCAAGAGCAGUAGAAGUGAGGUUAGGGGAGUUCCAGGACAAUUCCAAAGUCCACAUUUUCAGUGAAUUCCAGGCAUCCUUAAAGUAGUGGUAGUGGGCACCCUGGCAGGAGGUUUUUAAAAGACUGAAAUGGAAAAAUCCGAAGGGAAAGGGCAAUUUUCCAUGAACUUUUGCUCCUCCUGGAGCUCCAAACCUUCAGAUUUCAGAAUGCACUGUGCACGAUGCAUUGGGAGCUGCACAUUGACAGUGCAAUUCGAGAUCGUCACAGGGCUCUCAGCACUGCAGAGCAGUCUGUUUCCCCCCAGUUUCCAUUUCUCUCUCUCCAGGAGGUGGGAGGGAGGUUUCUGCCUCUGGUUUAAGAAGUCCUACAGGCUCGUAGCUCUUCUUGGUGUCUGGGAAGCAGUGCUUAAGGCUGGCAUCAGGUCUCGCUUUCCUUCCCUCAGCCUCAGUUUCCCCAUCUGUUGAGUGGGCCACCUGCCUGGGGUGGCUGGGAGCAUUGAAUGAAGUGAUGCCUCUGCUCCUGCAGCGCCCACACAGGAAGCCCUUGGCUUGUGCUAAGUGGCUGCUACUCAAAGUGGAGCAGGAGUGCAAGGUCAGAGCUGGAGGGAGAGGGGAGGAGCAGCGGGGAAGAGAGAACCUGGGGAGGCAGCCGGGGAUGCCCCUGCUUGCUGUGCUCUGGAGCCACCGCGGAGAGGGAGAAGCUGCCGGAGAAGUGGGAGAAGGACGGGGAGACAGUGUUGCCAUGGAGAUGAGGAGGAGGGCGUUCCCAGGGGGAGGGUGUGAUGGAGGAUGUCAAGUGUCAUAGAGAAGGUGGGGGUGGGGAGGGCAAAAGGGUGAUGGGAGUAAGCCAGUUUCAAGCUCAGUCUCCUCCGUGGCCUGGAAAGCAGCUCGCGCUGGGUUCAGAUCUCAGCUCUGACACUAACUGGCGAGGGAUGGCCCACUCUGAGCUUUGGGGUCCUCCCAGAUCUAAGGGCUGGGCUGGCCGCUAGUAAGAACCCUGCUUUGCUGGAUUCUUGGCCUCUUGCCAGCAGUGUGAUGGGAGACAAAGCACUUCACCUUCAGGAGCGCCCCCUAAAGCUGACCCGUUGCAAGUGAAGUGGUGGCACCUGGGAGGCCCUCAUGCCAGGGUCACUCUCAGCACCGUGGGUGCCGGAGGCAGCUGCCUGCGGAGGCUUGCUUGGCUUGGAAUUUGAAACUCCUUAAAAUGAAGAGGGGCCCUGGCCUCCUGGGAGUGCUUGGAGGAGCAGAAGUGUGGGCCAGGCGCCUGCUGGGGCUUAGCCAAAGACCUGUGACAGAUCCUUAGCCCAGGCCCGGCUCAUGCACCAACACAGACGCUCACCUCUCUCACCUCUCGUUAUCAUCAGUCCUUUCAUUUCAUGUCCGGGCGCUGAGCACAGGGUGCUGGGAGCUGGCGGGCCGACAGAGAGAGGCUCCAUCCAUUCCUCUGCAGCGGGUGUGCAGGUGCUCAGAGUGGACACUGGGCCAGCUGGCUGGGUGGCGCCGCUGUGGGUGGUGCAGGCAUUCAAAUGAGGCUGGGGGGGGGGGCUUCAACAGAGACAUGGUGCUGAGGGGCGGUGUGGCCCUGGGAGGCGGUCCAGGUUUGAGCCCCAGUGCCAACACCAGAGGUGAGCUCUCCGCCCCCUGCAACACACGCGGCGCCCAGCCACUGGCAGAGUGCCCAGCGAGCGGCCGCUGUAACUUUAGAGCGGUGGUAGAUGGCGCUUCCCUGUGCCCAGCUCCGUGGAGUAACCUUCCCGGCAUGACUGGCGGAGGCAUUAUUAUUACUACCCUCUUUUUACAGGUGAGGAAACUGAGGCUCAGGGAAAGGAGCAACGUGCCCGAGCCCCAUGGGUUGGCAGUGAUGACCAAGCUAGGAUCUCAUCGUAGGUCUGUCAAGUCCAAGUUCACUUCCUCCUCCUUCCAUGUGGAAGCACUCUGGUUACACAAAGAUGCCCAGGUGCAGCUCACAGCCACGGAGCGAGCGUUCCCUGUGCCAGGUGCCAUCCUUGUCAGCUGCCCGCGAAUCUGCUGUGAGCUUGGCAGGUUUCUCACCUGUCCACUCUCCCUGGAAAGCCUUCGUGUUCUGUAAUUGUUUCCGCUGCCUCUCAGGUCUCUGUUGUGUGACCCUGGGUGAGAUAUUGCACCGUCUGCGUCCGUUUCCUCAGCAUGGGUGGAGGACCUUGUCUGUUGUGGUCACCGAGGCAUUUGCAACAGAUGCCAACGGGCACACCGUGGUCCUUCCUCCACGUGGCUGAACAAUGUGCCUGUCGCUGAGUGAGGGCUUGGUACAUGGAGCUUUUUAAAUGUGAUCUAAUGUUUUGGGCUCUACCUGCUCCAACCAUGGUUUUUAGUGCUGUAGAAGGGCCAGGAGCAAAGGGCUUUCUCUCUUGACCAUGUCCCUGGGUCUCAGAGGGGACUGUGGGCACUGGAGAAGCAAACCGCAGUUCUUUGUACUCUUCUGUCCUCAGCAGAGCGGCCCACCCGGGACAGAGCGGGGGCAGCCUGGAAGAGGAGCAAAGGUCCCCAGGGGCGCCGGCCUGGGUGUUUUGGUCUGAACGCUAGAACCACGGGAAUGGAAUCCCUUAGUGGGUGUCAAUGCAGGUGACAUGCAUUUGAUGGGACUCGUUGUCUAGAAUCUUCUCUUGGGGGGCCUGCCACUGCAGCAUAGUAGGUUAAGCUUCUGCCUGGGGUGCUGGCAUCCCAUAUGGGCACUGGUUCUUGUCCUGGCUGCUCCACUUCUGAUCCAGCUCUCUGCUAUGGCCUGGGAAAGCAGUAGAAGAUGGCCCAAGUCCUUGGGCCCCUGCACCCGCACGGGAGACCCGGAAGGAGCUCCUGGCUCCUGGCCUUGGAUCGGCGCAGCUCUGGUCGUUGGUCGUUGUGAUCAUUUGGAGGUGAAACAGCAGAUGGAAGACCUCUCUCUCUCUCUCUCUCUCUCACUCUGUGUCUCAAAUAAAUAAAUCUUUAUUAAAAAAAAAAAAAAGGAAUCUUCUGUUGAAGUGAAUCCCGGGACAGGACACAGAGGACGCAGUCUAGACUCUGCUUCCUUGCCGUCGGCUUGGACUGAACGAGGCUGGCGCAUGUCAGAGACUUGACGCGGACACCUGCUUUUCGCCUGGGCACUGAAGACCCAAGCUUGGAUUCUUCCAAUAAAGAGUACACUGUUGA